AUGCUUAAAGGAUUCACCACCUCGCAUCAACACACACACUCGUCCGCGUUCAACCUUUCGACUCAGACUGGUACACGAUUGGGUAUCGCCACUCAUGACGCAGACGACGUUGUCCUGGUAAAUGGCGAGCCGGUCGUCUCCUCAGGAAAGGAUGUAUCGCGCUAUCUGAUAGACCUACGCGAUGAUGGAGAUCCAGCUUUAACUUUCCGGUCACUUUUUAUCGGAACCGUGUUUGCUGGUCUCGGCGCUGCACUUAGUCAGAUAUAUAUGCUGAAGCCAGUACAAGUUACCGUGUCUAUGGUCUUUCUCCUUUUGCUCAUUUACAGUGUCGGGUUGGCUUGGGCUAAAUUCUUACCUGGGAGGUCUACAGUUGAACAUACUCGACUGGCAUGGCUGGGUUCCACCAUUGAAUUCAUAAAUCCGGGUGAAUUCCAACUGAAAGAACAUGUCAUCUCUGCAUUGGUGGCUUCAACGGCAUCAUAUGGAAGUACGGCCGUCCAAAACUUUGCUGUGCAGCGGUUGUAUUAUAAUACCAAUGUUGGGGCAACCACGGCUGUUCUUGCGACUUUUUCCACGGCAUGCUUCGGAUAUGGACUGGUCGGCUUACUACGCCCUUUGACCGUUUAUCCGAGUGAAAUGGUGUACUGGAGUAAUCUCCCAACAGUCUCUAUAUUUCAAGCUUUGCAUUUUGAUUCCGCUGCUAAUAACAAGCGGGUCAAGCUUUUUUGGUCAGCAUUUAUCGGAAUGUUCCUUUACGAGCCCAUACCAUCCUAUAUUUUCCCUUAUCUAAAUGGUUUUAACAUCUUCUGCCUUGCCUCCCAAAAGGCCUCGGCGAAGACCCAAAACCUCUUCACGAAUCUUUUCGGUGGCGCGGAGGCUAACGAAGGUUUGGGCCUCCUGAGUCUAUCGUUUGACUGGCAAUAUAUUACGUCUACAUUCAUGAGUUUGCCCAUCACUCAACAAGCGAACUCGUGGAUUGGCUAUGCCCUCUGCUAUAUCAUCUUCAUGGUGAUCUAUUACACUAAUACGUGGAAUUCGCUGGCUUUCCCAAUGAUAUCGACAUCGAUAUUCUCCUCAAACGGCUCUAUCUAUGAUCAGUCAGCUGUAUUUGGAUCAACCUUCCAACUCAAUCAAACUGCACUGGACGAAAUCGGCUUACCAGCGUUAACAGGUUCUAACGCCUGGGCCAACCUAACUGCUAAUCUUUCGAUCGGUGGUCUGAUUGCCCACUGUAUAUUUUUCUGGGGCCCUUACGUGAAGGAAUCCUUUCAGCAGUCUCGGAACAAAACUCAACCUGAUCCUCACUGGAAGGCUAUGCAGAAAUACGAUGAAUGCCCUUGGUGGUGGUAUCUAAUUUUACUGGGCCUUGCAUUUUUUGCUGGCUUGAUCGUUGUCUUGAAAGGGCAGACUACGUUACCUUGGUGGUCCUUCUUAGUGGCUCUGAUUCUGGGAGCUUUUCCAUUUUCCACACUACUUUUUGCUCGCAUGGGAAACGGUGUCGCUACUCAACAACUGAUGAAGAUGAUUGCAGGACUUAUAAACCCUGGAAGACCUGUGGCAAACCUUUAUUUCUCCAUGUGGAGCCACGAUAUUGUUGGGCAAUCCAUCGAGCUGGCUGGCGACCUAAAAAUGGGGCAGUACCUGAAAGUACCUCCCCGUGCGAUGUUCUUGACUCAAGUCUGGGGCACCAUUGUUGUUGUGAUGGUUUCAAUCGUCGAUGCCCAGCGCGAAAUUCUCAUCAAUCCUGUGGGAAAUGAUGUAUGGAGCGGCCAAUAUAUUCAGACUCUUAAUAGCGGUGCUGUCACAUGGUCUCUUGCGAAGGAUUUGUACGGACAAAACGGCCCUUAUUUCGUUAUCCCUUUGAGUUUACUCAUCGGGGUGGUGCCUACGUUUAUUCAAUGGCUCAUCUCCAAGCGAUGGCCUAUGAUUGGACCAGUGAAGGUGGAUUCAGUCAUAUUGCCCAUAAUUUAUAUGUAUUCAUCCUGGAUGUCGUCCGGGGUCAGCUCAAUAAUCUUAUCAUCUGUCAUCGUGGGACUAGUCUCACAAAUAUGGCUUCGAAAACAUCACCCGGGUUGGUUCAGAAAAUACAAUUAUAUCCUCGGUGGUGCGCUCGAUGGUGGCGCCCAAGUCAUGAUUUUCAUUUUGUCGUUUGCUGUAUUCGGGGCUGCCGGGAAGGUUAACCCUUUCCCUACCUGGGCAGGUAAUCCUGGAACUGGAAAUGUGGACUAUUGUAAUGGUAACGGCGCUUUGGACUGAGGAAUAAAUACAUACAAAUGAAACGGUUACAUGGGACUCAGUUGAUAUAUACACGGCUGUAUCCAUGUUUGUACAGUACUUGUAACACUAUCCAUACACUAGAUAACGAAAUUGUAAACUUGAA
This is a messenger RNA of Serpula lacrymans var. lacrymans S7.9, 2380 nucleotides long. RefSeq lists its product as uncharacterized. Gene Ontology annotation, molecular function: oligopeptide transmembrane transporter activity. The record is from RefSeq and is a predicted model, not a curated record. Lineage: Eukaryota; Fungi; Basidiomycota; Agaricomycetes; Boletales; Serpulaceae. Gene Ontology annotation, biological process: transmembrane transport. The transcript has 21 exons. The coding region runs from base 1 to 2256 and encodes 751 amino acids.